Cimex lectularius (bed bug) is the source of this 2172-nucleotide messenger RNA. RefSeq names its product signal recognition particle receptor subunit alpha homolog (gene SrpRalpha). Gene Ontology annotation, cellular component: signal recognition particle receptor complex; endoplasmic reticulum membrane. Gene Ontology annotation, molecular function: signal recognition particle binding; GTP binding; GTPase activity. The transcript is spliced from 6 exons. Lineage: Eukaryota; Metazoa; Arthropoda; Insecta; Hemiptera; Cimicidae. The record is from RefSeq and is a predicted model, not a curated record. Gene Ontology annotation, biological process: SRP-dependent cotranslational protein targeting to membrane. The coding region runs from base 210 to 2051 and encodes 613 amino acids.
AUUGACUCGAAUAGCCACGUCAGAAGGUUAUGCGAAAUCGCAAACACCUUGGGAUUUGUGAUCUGUUCAAAUUGUACAAUCCACUCGUCCGGUUUUGAAGCGUUGCAUCGUCCUGCUGAUUUGUUUUCCCGUUUCGGCCCUCUUUUCGUUUUUCCGUGUCGUCCUCCGUCUCGUUUACAACCGUCGAGUGAGAAAAAAAAUUCGGUGUCAUGUUAGACCUCUUCACGAUAUUCAGCAAAGGCGGAAUCGUCCUCUGGUGCUUCCAGGGGACAUCGCAGAUCUUCACCCCGUCCGUCAACGCCCUCAUCAAAUCCGUCAUCCUCCAGGAGAAGACGGGUAAUAACUCUUUUGAGCACAACUCGCUUACACUCAAGUAUCGGUUAGAUAACGAGUUUGAGCUUGUUUUUGUGGUUGCAUACCAGAAAAUCUUACAGCUAUCAUAUGUCGACAAGUUCCUCGACGAUGUCCACUUGGAAUUUCGAGACAAAUAUAAAGACGAACUUCAAGGCGGGAGCACAUAUGGAGACUUUGAUUUUAAUGAUGGUUUUUUAUCUGUACUUAACCGGGCGGAGGAGUGGUCUAAGAAUCUCUCCUCAGUCCCAAAACCGAUGCGUAGUUUUGAAGAAUCGGGUAAAUCUAAGAAAACAGUCGCUUCGAUGAUCGAACGUAAAGAUGAUCCAAAAAAGAAAAAAGAAGAAAUUAAAAAAAAGGAAGUUUUUCCAGAACAGCCGAAAACAGAAAAUGGCAAUUUGAGCGAGGAGGAACUCAUAUUGGCCAACAGGGCUAAGAUGGCCUUAAAAAUGGGUUCUCCAAACCAAAAAAAGAAUAAAAUGAAAAGCCCAAAACCAGCAAAAGAGGGAAAGAAACCACGCAUCUGGGAUCUUGGUGGUAGCACAAAAGAUCUACCAGAUCUUGAGAGGACAAAAGAUAAACCUCCUGAAUCUAAUGAAGUCAAGGCUGAUGUUUCUAUGGUUGGCAGGAUGGUGGGAGGCAUUAAGGAUCUUGAGGUCGAAUCUGAUUCUGGGGAUGAGACAGAGGAAGAGGAAGAAAAUGAAACAAAACUUGCGAAGAAGACUGAAACCAAGUCCAGAGGCGUUUUUUCACUUUUUAGGGGGCUUGUGGGAAGUAAGAGCCUGACGAAGAAUGACAUGUUACCUGUGCUUGAGAAACUUAAAGACCACUUAAUUGGAAAAAAUGUCGCUUCUGAGAUAGCAAACAAGCUCUGUGAUUCUGUCAGUGCUAAAUUAGAGGGCAAGGUGCUUGGAACAUUUGAGAGUGUCACAAACAUUGUGAAAUCUACAAUGACCGAGUCACUCGUUCAGAUACUGUCGCCAUCACGGAGGGUGGAUAUACUUCGUGAUGCCAAAGAGGCGAAGAGUGAAGGGCGACCUUUCACAAUGGCCUUUUGUGGUGUAAAUGGUGUAGGCAAAUCGACCAACCUGGCUAAAAUAUGUUUCUGGCUGAUAGAAAACGAUUUGAGCACUAUGAUAGCGGCAUGUGACACUUUCCGUGCAGGUGCAGUUGAACAGCUUCGUACACAUAUGCGCCACUUGAAUGCCCUCCAUCCUCCAGAGAGGCAUGGCGGAAGACAAAUGGUCCGCCUAUAUGAAAAAGGUUAUGGAAAAGAUGCUGCUGGCAUUGCUAUGGAAGCCAUUACACAUGCAAAAGAAUCAAAAGUUGAUAUUGUGCUCAUUGACACAGCAGGGCGUAUGCAAGACAACGAACCAUUGAUGAAAGCCUUAGCAAAGCUUGUUCGUGUUAACGAACCUGACCUCGUACUUUUUGUCGGAGAAGCUCUGGUCGGAAAUGAAGCUGUGGACCAGUUAAGCAAGUUUAAUCAGUCUCUGGCUGAUUACUCAUCAUCGACUCAGCCUCACCUCAUUGACGGAAUCGUUCUUACAAAAUUUGACACAAUCGAUGAUAAAGUCGGAGCUGCCAUCUCAAUGACAUAUAUGACAGGCCAACCAAUAGUGUUUGUCGGCACAGGGCAGACAUAUACCGACCUCAAAUCGCUCAAUGCAAAAGCAGUUGUGCACGCUCUUAUGAAAUAGAGCGGUCGAUGCAAAUUGUGAGUUGUUAUUAUUUUUAAAUUAUUAUUUUAACAUUCUGUUUUGGCUUGUGUAAGUAUUAAUGGAAAAUAAAUAUUGUUAAUAAAUUAGUGUUAUUCUUGGA